Molecule: messenger RNA, 1791 nt
Organism: Clonostachys rhizophaga
Lineage: Eukaryota; Fungi; Ascomycota; Sordariomycetes; Hypocreales; Bionectriaceae
Source: the annotation of a GenBank genome assembly
AUGGCUCCUUUUGGCUCUUGGUUGACCAAUGUUAUCACUAUUUGGACCAUAGGGUCUGGCGUCAACACCCGUGUGGACAACGCCGUCCCCCUUCAAGAGGACAACAUCACCCAGCUAGAUGCCAUACCAGGCUUCCCAGAAGGUCCCUCCCCCGUACAGAUCAACACGCUGCAGCCAAUACGCUAUGAUGCCAGGGCCCAUGUAAAGCGUUCCCGCCUGGAAGACUUCGAGGCCGUCAACGAGCAAUCCCUUUACUGGGGCCUCAAAGACGAUCCCAUCGCAGAGGUCCAUCUCCGAAUGAAGAACGAGACCGAAGGAUUUAUUAACACGGAGUUCUUCGACGACCUCAUUGAGUCGAUGAGUUGCCCGAAGCAGGGCAAAGGCGACCUGGUAAUGAAGUUCUCUCGGGACAUUGACAUGGACGAUGUUUCGACUCUGUGGGAGUGGGUUCGCAAGGCAGAGGAUAACCGGCUCGUGUUCAUGAUCGCCGACCGUGGUUGUGGAUGGAACGAAGGUCGUGUGGUGUACCGUGUCAACGACAUUGACUUCCUCCCCGACUACACCGCCGUGCUCAAGGCUAAGAAGAUCGACUGGUGCAAAAGCCUCCACAAGUGUCAGAUACGCAUUGGAGGGAAGUCAAUCCGGCCUGUGAAUCCUUUGGGAUCCCUUUCCAAACGUGGGGAGCUUUGGGAUAGUAUCAAGGAUACGGCGAAAGAGGUCAAGGAUGAUAUCUCUGAAGAAGUUGAUGAGGCAACGGACAAGAUCUCUGAAAAGGUUGACGAAGCCCAGGAGAAGGUCAAGGAAAAGGCUCAUGAAGCCAAGGAGAAGGUCAAGGAAAAGGUCAAGGAGGGGAUUAGUAAGGUUGCAGAAGGCGAGCACAACAAGCAAUUCUCCAUCCCCUUUGAAAUGGACUUCUCUGGAAAGGGUCUCGGGUUCAAUAUGGCAGGCAUUGAUUACAAUGCCCACUGUACGAACUGUUCCACUGAUGGGUCCUUUGAGAUUGACGCCAAGUUGACUGUCCACGACGGGGAAAUGGAGGAAGCCUCCGUCGAGCUGACCACCGAUGGUAUCAGGGCGACAACAAUCUUGAGUCUCGGGAUCAAGGGGAAGAUCAGUAAGCCUUUCAUUGAGAAGUCCCUGCCGAUUUUCAAAGUAUCUCCAGCGGGCAUCGCUAUUCCCGGUGUUGUAACCAUCGGCCCUACUAUCACCGUGGCUCUCAAAGCUGGCAUCGAUGCCAUUCGGGGGGGAGCCACGAUUACUACGGGCGGGCACAUGAGGCUCUCCAACUCUUCAGCUACCCUCGACUUCUUGAAGGAGAACAAGACGAGCGCCGAGGGCUGGGACGUUGACAUGGAGAGCCACCCCAUCGAGAUCGACGGCUUCGUUGAGGCUAAAACCUAUCUCUCUAUGAGCCCAUCGCUAGGUCUAGAGAUUAGUCUCCUCGAAACUGGAUUUGCCGCCGAACUUUCUGCCAAUUUACCCUACCUAGCCGCAACCGUUAGAGGGACUCAGUCCCUUACUUGCACCGCCUGCGGAAAUUAUUCGACUGGCGUUUCGGGCAGCAUUGACCUUGGUACCUCUGGUGCUAUCGGCCUGAAAAAGAAGAUUGCCGGCACGAUGACGGACCUGUGGUCCCUCAGUCUCUACUCUGCUGCUCUCCCACCAAUGGCUCCCUUUUGUAUAGGCCUUGUUUCUUGCUCGAAUGGAACAUCCUCAAAUGGAACACACUCGAAUGGAACAUCCAACGGAACAGUGCCUAACAAGGCUGCGAAUACCUCAACCAGAGCAUGA